AUGACCAAAUCGUGGGCGUUAUCUGACAAAUUGAUUAUUAGGGUUCUUAGCCCUAAUCGAUAUGAUUUCCAAUUCUUUAAUUGGAGAGACAAGGAGAAAGUUUUGACUGGAAGACCUUGGUGUUUCGAUAACAUAUUGCUUGUGCUUAAGGAAAUCGAAGGUAAUGAGCAACCUGAACAAAUUUCUCUGUUUCAUUCACCUUUUUGGGUCCGCAUCAAACACCUUCCCUUCAAUUGUCGUACUGAUGAGGAUGUGAAGGAGAUUGUGAUGAAUUUAGUGGAUUUAAUGGAAAUUGAGGAGGAUGCCUUAGGGUUGGAUCGCUUUCGUAGGGUCCGAGUGAUGAUUAAUAUCACAAAACCUCUAAGAAGAUUUCAGCGAAUUCGAGACAAACAGGGGAAGGAGAUUAUUGUCGAAUUUGCGUAUGAGCGUCUUCCGUUCUUUUUCAAUGUGUGCGGAGUAAUUGGUCACUCAGAAAGGGAUUGUGUUAUGAUUUUCGAGGAAAGCAAAAAAUUGAAGUUGGGGUGGGGAAGGUGGCAUCGUGCCUCUCCGAGAAAGGGUAGAAUGAAGGACUUGGAGGAGUUAGAAGCUGUCUUGGGUGCCCGGAAAAAACUGUUUAUCACACGUGAUGAUGAUGGGUUGAAAGGAAGUGGUGAAGUGGUGGCAAAGAAGGGUGAUCUUGAUACAAAUUUGAAGGAGUUGAGCUCUAGUGAGGAGAGUGAAGAGUUGCUAUCAGCAGGGGAGGUGAGGGAGCAGGCACAGAUAGGAGUUAGGCAGGGUGUCGAGGGGGGGAUGCUUCUCGAAGGUGUGAGUACUUGUGAGGGGAAUGCUGAGGGGAGUAGUAUAGGGGGUGAGGGGAAGAGUACUAUAAUUUUUGUUGCUGGGGAAGGUGGAAAGGCGACAAAGUUAUCAGGAAAGAAGUGGAAAAAAGGGUUGAAAGAAAAGGGGGGAGGUGGGGGUAAUAGUAUGGAUAUAGAUAGAGAUAAAAAUCUGGGAAAAAGACAUAGAGAAGUUGAUGAUGAAUUGGUGAAUUCGGAGACAGUGGCUAAGAAGGUGAUGACUGAGGUCACUUCAAUUGGAUGGCGAAGGGCGGAGACUGUCGAUGAGCAUUCCUGCCAAGCUCAAUGA
This is a messenger RNA of Chenopodium quinoa (quinoa), 1125 nucleotides long. RefSeq lists its product as uncharacterized. The coding region runs from base 1 to 1125 and encodes 374 amino acids. Lineage: Eukaryota; Viridiplantae; Streptophyta; Magnoliopsida; Caryophyllales; Amaranthaceae. The record is from RefSeq and is a predicted model, not a curated record. The transcript has a single exon.